This is a messenger RNA of Amoebophrya sp. A25, 754 nucleotides long. Lineage: Eukaryota; Dinophyceae; Syndiniales; Amoebophryaceae. The record is from the annotation of a GenBank genome assembly.
GGACAGGCGAGCUGAGGGGGACUUUCUCUCCUGGAGACACGUUGUUCAAAAAUUAAGGCUCCUUCCGUCCCCCUAAUCCAUCGAUCCUCCAUCCGAUCGAUAUCCACAUUACACGAGCAUCUCGCUCGAAGCUGUUUGGAUGGAUAGAUUGGGGUCGUGAGCUCUAAAAAAAACGAGCGAAAACUUGGACAUUUCGAGCUAUGAAACGAAAAUCUGUCAUAAUCAUCUUUAUCAAGUUUCUUAAGUAUUCGAAGUCUCAGAUAUUAUUCGAGAAUAGUACAAGUACAAGUACUUCAAAAAUUAUUUGAUGAGAUGAAGCAAGUUGUAAAUUCGAGGAUAGUUGUACUUUACUCGGUCACUCUUGCAGCUCUUCACCUUCUUCUUUUUGAUUUUGUGUUUUUUCCUAGUAAGUUAGGCUGGCUCGACCACUAUCAAAUCAAAUUUUUUUAGGUACAGAAUCAGAAAAGUGAUGUGAAGAUAAUGAUGAUAGAAUGAUAGGUGCGGCGGGGGUGCUCGAUGUGCAGGAUUAUUCACAACCUAACCUAGCCUAAGCUGAUAGCGAUUUUGGCUCUCUCAUACGAGCCUCUUGUUUGCCAUUCCUGAACCAGAUCAAGAGCAGCGGAGUGAGAGUGAAGAAAAGGACCGCAAAGGCCUAACGCGUGCAGAUGUGGCAAUGGACGCAAUUCGACAACACGCAAAGUCAGUAGCCUCCGGACUCGCGAAAGAAAGUGCCAACGACAACAUGAAAGCCAAC